AUGUUUCUCACCGUUACGCUCGUCGUGAGUGCGGUCACGUUAAUUUACGUAUACCUUUCCUGGUACAGUAACUACUGGAGGAAGCGUGGAGUUCCGGGCCCUGCACCAAGGCUAUUGCUGGGUAACUUUCCUAGCUUUGUUCUACGCCAUCGUUCAUUCGUCGAAGAAAUUGAGGAAAUUUACAAUAAAUACCGAACGCGUGGUAAUUUUGUCGGUGUAUUCAAUGGACGUCAGCCGACGAUUAUGGUCCUGAACCCAACGAUGGUUAAAGAUGUAUUAAUCAAAGACUUUAAGAACUUCCAAGACAAUGAAUUCGCGGACUCGGUCAACAAAGAGAGUGAUCCCAUCUUUGGCCGUAAUCCAUUUAUGCUGAAAGGCGAGGAGUGGAAACAGAAGCGUGCAGAAGUCACACCAGCCUUCACUACAUCGCGAAUGAAGUCUCUAUUCCCGCUGAUCGAGGAUGUCGCUCGGCGCGCCCAAAAGUAUAUUAAUAGCAAUACGAAACAACCAAUUGAAACACGGGAAUUAUGUGCCAAGUAUACGACCGACGUCGUCUCGAGCUGUAUCUUUGCGGCGGAUGCACAAUCGUUCACCAGCGAUAAACCCGAAAUUCGUGAAAUGGGCCGGCAGUUGUUGGAACCGAACUUCCAAAUCAUGCUGAUGUUUUUUUUGGUGGGUUUCCUACCAUCACUGAAGAAAAUGAUUCCAGUUUCGAUCGUCCCAAAACAUGUUGAGCGGUUUUUCACGCAACUGAUGGAAGAUGCUGUGGCGUAUCGCGAGAAGAACAAAAUACAGCGAGCUGAUUACCUCGACUAUCUAAUAAGCUUAAAGUCGAAAAAGAGCCUUAACACGCUAGACAUGGCUGCCCACGGUGUGUCGUUUUUCGUGGACGGUUUUGAGACAUCGAGCCUGGGAAUGAGCUUCGCACUAUACGAGUUGGCCCGUAAUCCGGAGGUACAGACGAAACUGCGCGAAGAACUGUUGGCCGCUCGCAAUGAAAACGGCUCGGUAGAUUAUGAAACGUUGCUCGAGCUACCGUAUCUCGAUCAAGUGCUGAACGAAUCACUACGCCUUUGGCCUCCAGCCGCCUUCCUAUCGAAGGUUUGCACCAUUCCGACGGAGCUGGAGCUAACCCCUGGGAAGAAGGUAUCGGUCGAACGUGGCAUGUCUGUAAUGAUACCCGCUUGGUCACUGCAUCGUGAUCCUGAUUGCUUCGAAGAGCCAGAACGCUACAAUCCCGAUCGUUUCGCGCCUGAAACCGGCGGCACUAAACCGUUCCGCGAGAAAGGAUGCUUCAUACCAUUCGGUGAUGGGCCACGCCAGUGUUUGGGCAUGCGCUUCGCUCAGAUGCAGGUUAAACGUGGUCUGUUCGAAAUCAUCACCAAGUACGAGCUGUCGGUCAAUCCGAAAACCGAACAUCCGAUUAAACUGGACCCGAAGGCGUUUAUCGUGUGUCCACUGAACGGACUUUGGUUAGAUUACAAACCAAUCACUGUCUAG
Messenger RNA from Anopheles darlingi, 1500 nucleotides. Its product is annotated as probable cytochrome P450 28a5. Lineage: Eukaryota; Metazoa; Arthropoda; Insecta; Diptera; Culicidae. The coding region runs from base 1 to 1500 and encodes 499 amino acids. The record is from RefSeq and is a predicted model, not a curated record. Gene Ontology annotation, molecular function: oxidoreductase activity, acting on paired donors, with incorporation or reduction of molecular oxygen; monooxygenase activity; heme binding. The transcript has 4 exons.